This is a messenger RNA of Alternaria arborescens, 2370 nucleotides long. RefSeq lists its product as hypothetical. The transcript is spliced from 3 exons. Lineage: Eukaryota; Fungi; Ascomycota; Dothideomycetes; Pleosporales; Pleosporaceae. Gene Ontology annotation, molecular function: 5'-flap endonuclease activity. The record is from RefSeq and is a predicted model, not a curated record. The coding region runs from base 1 to 2370 and encodes 789 amino acids.
AUGGGUCUCACAGCCUUGUGGGAUACGAUCAAGAAGCACGAAGAGAGCGUACCGGUUGCGCAGCUUGCCGAAGAGCACCACCGGCGUCAUGGCAGGCCACUCCGCAUUGCUGUCGACGAGGCCGAUUGGCGCUUCAACAACCUCACGGUGCAGCAAGUGUAUACCAUACGGGAGACCUCCAAUGAGUAUGCUUUCCAAGGCAUCGAGAAAGCCAUGUUCUACCGUAUCUGCCGCCUUCUCACCCUGAAUAUCCAGCUCAUAUUCGUCUUCGAUGGCCCCGGUCGACCCUGGAAGCGAGGCAAAAGAGGAGGAGGGCGGAUCAACUUCGAAGAGCAGCGUCUGCUCAAGGAGAUGCUUCAAUACUUUGGGAUCCCAUACCAUGAAGCGCCAGGAGAGGCAGAGGCAGAGUGCGCUCGUCUGCAGAUUCUGAGCCUGGUUGACGCUGUUUGGUCACAAGACUCCGACUGCAUCAUGUUUGGCUGCACUCUCUGGCUACGCGACCAUCGCAUCGCGAAAGAAAAGGGCAUCACGGACAGGUCCAAGGAGAACACCAAGAAGAAUGGAAAAUAUGCCAACGUUGUACGAGCAUCCGACUUGAAGGAGAAGUAUGGCCUAGACCGAGAUGGACUAGUGCUAUUUGCAAUGCUCGUCGGCGGCGAUUACGACGUGAAAGGUUUACCCCAGUGUGGGCCGUCUUUGGCUCUGCAGGCGGUCAAGCAAGGGCUUGGCCAACGACUGGUUGCAUGUCGAGAUCAGAUGGAGUGCGGUCUUUGGGCUGUAGAGUUGGCCAUGUUCCUUGAGAAAACUGCUCGCGGGCGCAGCAUCGACAUCCCACUAGGCUUUCCGGAUUUCAGAACCUUGCAGAAGUACUACAACCCCAAGGUCACAAGCGACGAAGAUCUGCUCAGCAAGUCACGGCUCAGCCUUGACUGCGUUCGUCCGAUCCAGGAACUGAAGUUGCUCACACUCACUAGCCAGCGCUUCAACAUAUGGGGACGUCUGUACAUGAAUUGGGUCGGACCUGUGCUGUUGACACGAAGCCUGACCACGAGAGAUCCAUCUUUACCUCUUGAGCCAAUUCAUCACAUCAAAUUCCCGAAACAACGAGUGAAGAAGACUGAUGAUGAGCCACCAAUGCGUACUUUCGAAUGCAAGCUGACCUUUUCCCCUUUUGGUGUCACUUCUCUGGGCCAAGCCGAUUUUGAAGGCGCUCAAUUGGGUCAUUGGAAUGGAGAUAAGGAGACGUUAUUCGACCCAGAUUAUCGUGUGGAAUGUGAGUUUCCGGAGUACUGGCUGCGUAAAGUCCUUCCAGCAGACAUACUAGAUCCGCCAUCUCGAGCACAAAAGCCUACGUCUAAACGUAAGCGACCGACAGAUGACACCGAGGAAGAAUCCGGGGUGUCAAGCACAGCUAAGCGGAAACGCCAGAACAAAAGGGACGAUAUUUCCGCCGCUAGAGCCCCACGCAGUGCAUCACCGAAGAAGUUAAAAGAACCAACCUCUAUUGCCAGGUCUCGCAAUAUGUCCCUGACGCCGACAGCGCAAAAGAUUCUCGACUGCAUCGAACUGUCCGAAUCUGAUGAUGAAGAUGGACUCUCCCUACCAGCCAAACCUCGCCCUCAAGAACUUGCACUGAAUCAAGUGCAUGUGUCUCAUAUCGUUGAUCUUGAUUCACCCGAGCCACCAGGUCAAGAGAGCAAUAUGUCCGUCUCCAAUACACAUCGAGCUCAUAUAGAAAACGCACAGCCGUUGGAUAUCUCAGACGAAGAAGAUGAAGAGCUACAGCUGGCUUUGCGCCUAAGUAUGCAAGACCAAGGCGUUAUGAUCCAUCCAACAAAGAGUCCUUCUGGAUUCCCAUCUUCCAGUCGGGGUAAGUAUGAAAGCAUUUUCGCCAUGAGGGAAGCAGGUAGGGAUGUGUUAGGCACCUCUGUUCCGGCCUGGUCGCUCGACCAAACAAACAGCGACGCUCUACCAUCUAGAGCUGCUCAAACUCUCCAUAGACAAUUAGAAAGCACUCCACCAGACGUUUCACGAACGGCAACAAGGGGUGUCCACGCAGGUCUUAUAGGAAGAGGACCAGUUGAUUUACCCAAUUGGUCACGUUCUCUGCCGCCUGCUGCUCAUCUACCAAAGCCUGCGACGUCGUCUUCCGGAUCUGGCAUCAAAGACCAUGUCCAAGCAAUCACGACACCUUCUGCCAACGAGAUCCGCGCUGCUCGGCUUCGCCACUUCGAGACGUCGUCUCCUCGUCCCCUGCAGAACACAAACGAUCAACCUCUUCUACCGCUUGCUCCAAUGACAAACAAACGACCGGCAGCUGAUUAUCAUGUACCCGUGGGCGUUGAGUGUAUCGACUUGACAGAUGACUGA